Messenger RNA from Encephalitozoon cuniculi GB-M1, 615 nucleotides. RefSeq lists its product as uncharacterized. Gene Ontology annotation, molecular function: RNA binding. The transcript has a single exon. The coding region runs from base 1 to 615 and encodes 204 amino acids. The record is from RefSeq and is marked provisional. Lineage: Eukaryota; Fungi; Microsporidia; Unikaryonidae.
AUGGAUUUCGACGAAGACACUCUGUUUGUGGGGAACAUCCCCAGCAGCUUUAGCAACGAGCUGCUUAUGGAAAUACUAAACAUUUUCGGCGAGGUUAGGGAGUUUAGGCGCGGCAGGAGCUUAGAGGGGGCUGAUUCUCCAUGGGCGAUCGUGAAUUACCACGAGCCUGCAUCUGCCAACCGCCUCUAUGGCGUCCUGCUAAACAGAGCUCUCGGGCAAAGCAGAGUAACCAUUCUUCCUGCGAGAAAGGGAUUUGAAAGAUGGGAAAACUCAGGCGAUGUGCUCAAGAAGAUCGAAGACAUUAACAGGAAAUACCGUGAGGAGCUCGAGAGAGAAGAUCUUUUAGACAGAUUCAUUUCCAGUUACAACCUACUGUAUGGCAAGGCAGGAGACGACAGGGUAUUCUCCUUCACACUGAAGAAGUGGCUGAAGGAGGAGGCGGAAAUACGCAAAAGAUGCAGGAAAGCCGAGCAUGAUUUUGAGAAGAGCACAGAAAGGAGGAGGCAGGAAGAGUACGACUACCUAUCGAACUAUGACGAUGACAGGUCGAAUGAUCUAUUUUAUCUUGACAGGACCUCUUGGAUAUCUGAAAGAAACAAAGACAAUGUUAAAUAG